AUUCUACAGAUAAACCUGUAAGUGGACCAGGAAGAGGGAAAAUUCGCUACAUUGGAGGAUAUGUUAUUGCAAAACUAAAGUAUAGAAACUCCCGGAUUGUCAGACAUUCAGCAUUUGCUCAUGGAAAAGGAAAUGUAAUGGAAAAGUGUGAGCGUCAAAAGAAUCUUUUAAACUCCUUAUGUUCAUCAGAGAUGAAUUUAAUUGACAACACUACAGAUCCAGAGAGUUUACUUGAGACAAAAAGAAAACAGAAUGUGUCUGGAAGCUUGUGUAAUAUACAGGAUCAUACUUUUGAUUUCUUCAGAGAACUAGAAUUGAAAUCUAGACAGUUAUUAACAUAUGGAAAACUUGUUGAGACCAAAUCAAAGUUUUAUGAAGUCAUUGAAAAACUGUUACUUGAAGACAUGCAAUCAAAAAGCUUAUUUGCAGACUUAUUGAGGAAAUUCAAAGAUGAAGACAAUGAUCAUGACAUGCUGGCAGUAACACCAUUUUGUGACCAGUGUAAAAUUUACAAGACUCUGGAUUACCUAUACACCGAACUUGUAAGUCUGUUCAUUAAAGUUUCCAUAAAUCAAUUCAGAAAGGAUUUCUUGACUGCACUGUCUGUUGAAAAAUCAAAAGCAUUAAGACAGAAAGUGAAAGAAAGGGAAGUGAAGAAGGGGAAACAUUUUGAUUUAAAAACAUUUCAGUAUGACAAUUCAGUAAACAAGAUUGCUUCUCAUUUAAGAAUAAAGAGUGAAAUUAUGAGACAAUCUGAAACCCUGGAAAUAAACUCCACAAAGGCACAAUUACUGGAUCUUUGUAAUGCAUAUGGUGUAAAGAUUUCCAAAAAGCAAGAAGAAAGCAGAAACCAACCAGUCUUUAGUAAAAGCAGUCCUUGAAGCUGAUUCCAUGAAAAAUCCAGAUGCCCUUAGUUCGACCUUAGCAUUAGUGAAGAACCCAGUGGAUCUAAUACUCCAGUUGUUGAAGUACAGACCAAACCAGGAUCUGGUGAAAUCCAGGCAGUUAAAAAUGAUUCAAACGUGACAGUGAACCAACCAGAAGCUAAUGUCAUCCUUCAAGGACCAAAGGAGUAUCAGUUUAUGCAUGGUUUCCAAACAUACUGAAGUUGAAAUAAAAAAUAUACUAGA
Messenger RNA from Ostrea edulis (European flat oyster), 1130 nucleotides. RefSeq lists its product as uncharacterized. The record is from RefSeq and is a predicted model, not a curated record. NCBI's taxonomy places the organism in Eukaryota, Metazoa, Mollusca, Bivalvia, Ostreida, Ostreidae. Bases 138 to 881 code for a protein of 247 amino acids. The transcript is spliced from 2 exons.